AUGGAAUCAGGGAAUGAUACACAAAUUUCAAAAUUUCUCCUUCUGGGACUUACAGAGGACCCAAAAUUGCAGCCCCUCAUAUUUGGGAUUUUCCUCUCCAUGUACCUGAUCUCUGUGUUUGGGAAUCUGCUCAUCAUCCUGGCUGUCAGCUCAGACUCCCACCUCCACACACCCAUGUACUGUUUUCUCUCCAACCUGUCCUUUGUGGACAUCUGUUUCACCUCCACCACCAUCCCAAAGAUGUUGUGGGACAUACAGACCCAGUGCAAAGUCAUAACCUAUGAAGGCUGCCUCACCCAGAUAUAUUUUUACAUACUGUUUGGAGGCUUAGAUGAUCUUCUCCUGAGUGUGAUGGCCUAUGACAGGUUUGUGGCCAUCUGCCACCCCCUGCACUACAUGAGCGCAAUGAACCCUGGACUCUAUAGACUGUUGGUUCUGCUGUCGUGGAUAAUGAUGGCCAUGUAUUCCUUGUUACACAGCUUAAUGGUGUUGCGAUUGUCCUUUUGUCCAGAUUUGGAAAUUCCCCACUUUUUCUGUGAACUCAAUCAGGUGGUACAACUUGCCAGUUCUGACACAUUUCUCCAUAACCUGGUGAUGUGUUUUGCAGCUCUCCUUAUGAGCAUUGGUCCUUUUUCUGGUAUCCUUUAUUCUUACUCUAAAAUAUUUGCUUGCAUUCAUGGAAUCUCACCAGCUCAGGGGAAGUAUAAAGCAUUUUCCACCUGUGUGCCUCACCUUUCAGCUGUCCUCUUAUUUUGUUGCACAGUCUUAGGAGUGUAUGUCAGCUCUUCUGCUACCCACAACUCACACUCAAGUGCAAUAGCCUCGGUGAUGUACACUGUGAUCAUCCCCAUGCUAAACCCCUUCAUCUACAGUCUGAGAAAUAAAGACAUAAAGAGUGCUCUGAGGAGAUUCUAUUUGAUGCCAGGUUCUCUGUGUUUUCUCGAUAAAUGA
Messenger RNA from Phacochoerus africanus (Common warthog), 951 nucleotides. RefSeq names its product olfactory receptor 7A17-like. NCBI's taxonomy places the organism in Eukaryota, Metazoa, Chordata, Mammalia, Artiodactyla, Suidae. The record is from RefSeq and is a predicted model, not a curated record. Gene Ontology annotation, biological process: G protein-coupled receptor signaling pathway. Gene Ontology annotation, molecular function: G protein-coupled receptor activity; olfactory receptor activity. Gene Ontology annotation, cellular component: membrane. The transcript is spliced from 3 exons. Bases 1 to 951 code for a protein of 316 amino acids.